AUGAAGGUUUUGUGGGAGGCGCUACAUCGACGGUAAAGGUUUGUAGUCCUGAACUUGAGCGCAGUUAAGUCGCGAUGGGCUACUCUGGAAAGUGUAAAGAUCUGAAAACCCGCUGGAACCCUGAUUCUCACAUUUGUGUGCCGUGUCCUUUAAAGCCAGGGUAUGAAGUUACUCCUAACUGUGGCUAUGAUGACUACGGAGGGCGACACGAGGUCCCCCAUGAUAAGUGCAAAGCCAAUACUUUUAAUGAUGGCAGCACGGCUUAUUGUCGGACCUGCACAGUCUGUCCGUCGGGCCAGGUCACGGUGAGCGAGUGCACACCGACUACCGACACCAAGUGCCGAGACCCAAGGGAUUGGACGACGGAAGCAGCAGGCAGGGGACCAUCGACAACUCAAAAUGUUUCGCCCGCUUUCACCAAGGCGUCAACGAUUCAGACCAACCGAGCAUCCAGCUUGGCAACAAACGCACCGACUGUGAGAGCUCUACCAUCAGUCACCUACCCACAUCCUGGAAGUUUAAUGCAAUGGGGACUACCACUGGCUAUCCUAAUUUCCAUCAUGAUUGCUGCCUUAUUUGCUUGCAUGAUAUACAUGAAACGGAAAAGAGGUCAGAGCACAGUGUUGAGUUAUAACAGAAGAUCAUCAUACAUCAAGGCGGGGUUCUCCUCUCUUUCUGCUCCACCUGGUAACAAUGAUCUGGAGGACAUCCUGAGUCCUAGCAUCCUGUCAGCACCGUUACAGACUGUGCUGGACAACCUGGAUGUUCUGGAAGAGCUGGUCAUUUUGUUGGAUCCAGAAACCCACGGAGUAAAGAACACCAAACAUCUGGCGUCUCAUUGCUCUUUCCCCUCCUCUUGGAUUACUUACACCUACUCUAUGAAGGACAGUAAGAGCCCCUUAAAAGCCGUGUUGGAGGGGGUCACCAGCAAGCACCCUGAAUGGGCCGUAGGCCACCUGGCCAAGCUUCUGAGAAAAAUGGAGCGCAAUGAUGCAAUCGCUGUUCUCACCAAACUUAAACUGAACAAGAUGGAUGUGUAGCCAAAAGCCUAUUGCUAUUUGAUUUGGAAUGAAAACAGUUUCCCCUUCUCUGCUCUUUUCUGUAACAUUCAACAGUACUGUUCUGUUCCAGAAGUACUGUCCCACAAUAAAUUCCAGGGAAGGAGGAUUGUUGAAGGAAGUGUAGGGAGUGGUUUGAUACAAAAGACUAUUCAGCUUGUGAAAGAGAGCUAGUUGCUGUGUCUUAUGUGGCUCUGAAAUCACUCCCUUAUUACAGGCACUUAAUAGCUUAGCUUAUAAAGAGCAGUAAAUGAAUAUUUUGGACACAAAGUUAUCUAUAAAAUGUGGCACAUUGCAUGGUGGGAUUGUUAGCAUAAAGAAGUGUACAUGCUGUGGACUUUUUUUGUUCAAGUCUAGGAGUUUGGACAUAAGGUUAACACAAAGGAAAGUCAAAUGCCUGUGGUCAACUCUAUAGGGAAUUUGUGAGAACACUAUAUAAUGAGUAGUAAAAUAUAUAUCUAAAACAACUGAUAUUCACCAAUACUCUUCAUGUUUACACUGUACGUCUUAAAGACACGUUACUGUCUUUUUAAAUAUUAGAUAGUGGCAAUAAUCUAUUUUAAACUCAACACAGGAAGAAAGUGGGUGAAAAA
This is a messenger RNA of Dicentrarchus labrax (European seabass), 1651 nucleotides long. It is a transcript of the gene igflr1, whose product is annotated as IGF-like family receptor 1. The transcript has 8 exons. Gene Ontology annotation, molecular function: protein binding. NCBI's taxonomy places the organism in Eukaryota, Metazoa, Chordata, Actinopteri, Moronidae. The coding region runs from base 75 to 1040 and encodes 321 amino acids. The record is from RefSeq and is a predicted model, not a curated record.